Messenger RNA from Notothenia coriiceps (black rockcod), 1478 nucleotides. RefSeq names its product pituitary homeobox 3. Gene Ontology annotation, molecular function: DNA-binding transcription factor activity, RNA polymerase II-specific; RNA polymerase II cis-regulatory region sequence-specific DNA binding. Lineage: Eukaryota; Metazoa; Chordata; Actinopteri; Perciformes; Nototheniidae. Gene Ontology annotation, cellular component: nucleus. The annotation marks the transcript as partial. The record is from RefSeq and is a predicted model, not a curated record. Gene Ontology annotation, biological process: anatomical structure morphogenesis; regulation of transcription by RNA polymerase II. The transcript has a single exon.
GUAUGGUUCAAGAACCGCCGUGCCAAGUGGAGAAAGCGAGAGAGGAACCAGCAAGCGGAGCUAUGCAAAAACGGUUUUGGUGCCCAGUUCAAUGGACUCAUGCAGCCCUACGAUGACAUGUACACAGGCUACUCCUACAACAACUGGGCCACCAAGAGCCUAGCAAGCAGCCCCCUCUCCGCCAAGAGCUUCCCAUUCUUCAACUCAAUGAAUGUAAGCCCCCUAUCAUCCCAGCCCAUGUUCUCCCCCCAAAGCUCCAUCCCCUCCAUGAACAUGGCCUCCAGCAUGGUGCCCUCAGCAGUGGCCGGGGUUCCCACUACGGGGCUUAACAACCUGGGUAACCUGAACAACCUCAACAGCCCUACAGCGCUCAACUCGGUGGCGGUGUCUGCGGCCACGUGCCCCUACGCCUCCACCGCCAGCCCCUACAUGUACAGAGACACCUGCAACUCCAGCCUGGCCAGCCUGCGGCUCAAAGCCAAGCAGCACACCAACUUUGCCUACCCGGCAGUGCAGAACCCCGUGUCCAACCUGAGCCCCUGCCAGUACGCUGUGGACCGGCCGGUAUGAAGGAGAAGCUCCGGCGACCAUCCCUAACUAACUGACCAGCUGUUAGUUCACUGUUACUCCACUCCUCAUCUCACACUGCCAGAUGUGCUGCAGCCUGGCAGAUUGUGUUUCGAUGGUACACAAAGAGAAUAAUCUUCAAAACUGACACAACAAAUAGAAUUGCCCAGAUGGACCACCGUGCUUCAAAGGAAUUCUUUCCAGCUUGUGGGACUUUGUCGCUGACCAACUGCCUAAAGGAUUUCUAAAGAUUAUAUGAAUUAUCUUUAUUUUUUUUGCCUUCUUUUGAACUGCAUGAUUAGAAUAAACGUAGAAAACAAGAGUAAAUAAAACAUGGAUGCUUCAACUGGACUGGUGGUCAACAUGUUGACCCACAAACAUCAGAUGCGAUCUGCGCGACUGUCGCAGGAAAAGGGACCUGUGGUUGCUAUGCAGGAGAAAUGGAGGAUGUAUAUAACGGACCUUUUUGUUUUGUAUGUGACACAAAAUAUAUGAAAACGUACUUUAAAGAUGAGAAAAGCAUGUUCUUCAAAAGCAAAGGCCCGAGGUUUAUGUACUAUGAGCACAUCCUUAAACUUUGUUGUGAUUCUUCUCUACGUGGAAGGUCACAGGUCAAAGGUCAGCCUGGAUGGGCAAGAGGAGGGCUGUCCUGGAAAGUGAACACAACAACAACAACAACAACAACAACAACAACAACAACAACAACAACAACAACAAGUUACUCACACAUACCAGAACAUCAGAAAGAUUUUUCAAGUAAAAACUCUAAGCCAUUGAGUAUAUAGAUUUGUGUGGUGUUUUGCAAAGCAAGUCCAUGACUGUAAAACAUGUAUGUAAGAGUGCAGUUGUCAUUGCAAAAAAACAAGCUUUUUUUCCUGGUGUAGCCUGCUCUGUCUCAUUAAAGAACCAAU